Vespula pensylvanica (western yellowjacket) is the source of this 2349-nucleotide messenger RNA. Its product is annotated as myb-like protein A. The record is from RefSeq and is a predicted model, not a curated record. Gene Ontology annotation, cellular component: transcription regulator complex; nucleus. The coding region runs from base 196 to 2265 and encodes 689 amino acids. The transcript has 2 exons. Lineage: Eukaryota; Metazoa; Arthropoda; Insecta; Hymenoptera; Vespidae. Gene Ontology annotation, biological process: regulation of transcription by RNA polymerase II. Gene Ontology annotation, molecular function: DNA binding.
AAGCAACAAACUCGAAGAUCGUAGGAGGACGUCAUCGAGUAAAGGAAAAGAAGGCGGCAAUAAGACGGAGGUAAAAGGUAGAGGAGAAGACAGAUAGAGAUAGUAUAGAAUAUAGAAGUGAUCCGCGAGCGCGUGUGUGCGCGUCUCUGAUCGCGGCUGAUUCUCGCGCGCGCGCGCUCUCAUCGCCGGCCGUGUAUGGACGUCGUCACGCAUGGUGCACGCACCGAGGAGGACAAGGCUCAAGCCCUGGAAUCCGGCUCUCGUCUACGUUCCUCCGCGCGGCUCGGUUUCAACUCCUCUUCCUCGUCGGCUGCAUCAUCAGCGACAACAACAACAGCAGCAGCAGCAGCAACAGCAGCAGCAGCAGCAGCAACAGCAGCAGGAGGAGGAGGAGGAGGAGGAGGAGGAGGAGGAGGUGGUGGUGGUAGUGGUGGAGGUUCGUCGGGAAUUAACAACAGCAGCAGCAGCGGCGGCAACGCAACCACCACUGGCAGCAGCACCACCAGCACCACUGGUAAUAGCACCACCAACGCCACUACCACCUGCCGAGCAUCAACCAAGCGUAAGAGAAAGAAGAGAAGGCGUCAACGACGAAGCAGCAACGCGGCGAACGACGACAACGACGACGACGACGUCGUCGAGGAUCUUUCAACCGUCCUUGACUCCUCCUCCUCCUCGCUCGUCUCAUCCUCCGGUACAUCCUCGCGCCACCUCGGCUCAUCAUCCGUCGGUCUCCUCGAGGACAAUCUUUUACCACCGCCGCCGCCACCGGCACCGGUUACUGGCAAUAACACCAACAACAAUAACACAGGUGUUACCGGCACAUCUACCAGAAGAAGUCUCGCUCAGCAGGUUGACGACGAAGGUAAUACUACGACGACGACAUCGUCCCGCCAACAUCGACACCAUCACAACAACAACAACAACAACAACAACAGCGUCAGCGGUAACCACCACCACCGUCAGCAGCAACGAGCCGAGGAUAACGACGAUAACACUGCUACUGGCGGUGGUGGUAGAACCCGUGGAGAAGCUCAAGAGGAAUACAACAACAACAACCACGAGGAAGAAGAGGAAGACGAGGAGGUGGUGGACGAGGAAAGAUCGAACGAGAGGAAUCAUCGUUCUGAACGUAGAGGCUCAUCGCCGACUAUUACGGCACUGCGAAACGGAGGGAAUAGCAGCAACACGCGUUCAGCGUCGGCGGCCGCGGCUUCGACUGCUGCCGCUUCAUCUUCUUCCUCAUCCGUACCAAUUCUCGGCGACAUCACGUUUCUCAAUCGCAGGACGGCCAAACGAUCGGCCAGGAGAUGUAACAACGCGAGCGGUCGCAGGAACGCGAUGACGAUGGAUCUCCAGAGGCUGAUCAAUGAGGUGCACGCGAGACCGGCUAUCUGGGAUCAGAAGAACGUCAACUAUCACAAUCGCGACGUCAUACUGAAGAUGUGGCGGGAGAUCGCAAGAGCCUGCGAAGUUUCCACCGACGUCGCCAAAUCGAAAUGGAAGCACCUCAGAGACAACUUCAGGAACGAGUUGAAGAAGACUUAUCGGGGAAAAUGCGAUGGGAGUCUUGGUGGCGGUAGCGAACACGAUUCGAAGUGGGUCUGGUUUAGGAGCCUCUUUUUCUUGAGGGACCAAAUGAAUUCUAGGGUGAUCGGGUGCGCCCUUAAUCAAAAUUGUGCGGCCCUACGUUCCUCGCCCGACGGUACGCAGAUAGAACCACAAAUCGAUAUACUCGAAGGUCACGAGGAAACCCAAUUCGAUGAUUUAGACGGUGACUCGUGUCAAUCGUUGUUAUCGAACGACGACGGUCUCCAUCAUGUUAUGCCACCUCCUAAAAUGAAUAAAAUCGGAAGGAAACGAACCCUUAUGGAAGCCAUGGACAACGAUUAUCCUGAAAUGGAUAGGAAAAGGUACGACGCGUUACAGAAGAGAUUGGUCCUUGGUCAAGACGAGGAAGACGACACUUACCACUUUUUAAUGAGCGUCAGAAACCCUUUGAGAAGUCUUCCCCUCGAUAGACAAAUGUUUGUCAGGCUAAAGAUCCAAGAGCUCGUCUACAACGAGAUUAAUUCGCAAAAUCAUCAGUUACGUAGCUACGACGGCUCGCAAGACGUUAAACCGUUGAAAGGACAAAACGACAAUGGCAAUGGCACAGCUGGUAAUGGUGGAAAUGGUGAUGUCGUUAGCGACAUGUCGAACCCUGCCUCGUUGCUACAGAAUUGCGCUACCGAGGGCUCGAGCGAUGACGCUUUCUUCGGCUGAAAAUUUUAUUUAUAGUUUACGUUAUUAAACUGUAAGAACAAUAAUUUUAUUAAUAGAGAAUAAACGACCGUAUUUUUUCAACAA